AUGCCGAGCUGGAAGAGGAAGAAGUACCGCCGGAACAAGAAGCUCCGGGCUCGGGCUGCCGAUACACAGCCCUCCGGUUCAGAAGUGGAGAAGCAUGUUUCUCCGGGGCAUCCUCCCAGUCCUCCACCAGCACUCCCAAACUUCCAAGUCCUGCCAACCGAGCUGCGCUUCGACAUCUGGUGCCGUGUAGCCUCGCCUCCGAAGUGGCAACCCAUUCGCCGCUGGAUAGCUCUCACUUACCACGUUGAGUACGAAACGCACGACUCGGUCAAAGUUACCCGUCCUGAGACCAUCACCGUGAGGCCUGGCCAACCAGACAAUCUCUUCGUCAACACGGAAGCGCGCGAUGAGACUGAGAGGUUCUUCAGAGAUGAGAAGCGUCUCCUCACCGUGGCAAUGUCAGACAAAGAUCCUCCGAGACAGAUUCACUUCAACUACGACUGCGAUAUCCUAUACCUCCCCGGCGAGAACGCCGUAGCUACAUCGAACGCCGCAGAGACCAUGGCCUUUUGGAGUACCUCCUUCGCUAUUCCCGUCGAGCAGCGUGACCGCAUCCGCCACCUAGCUAUUGGAUACUUCAACGAAAAGAGCCUAAGCGUCCAGCAUGCUAGACUAGCGUUCUGCGAGGGGCUGCGGAAACUCGGGCACUUGAAAUCAUUGAGAAUGGUCAUGAAGAAGAUUGCUAGAGGCCCCAUGCCGACGGUGUUCGAGCGGGAGCACGGAGGUCAGCCUGAGCUGUUCUUUCGUAGGAUGGUCGAGGACUUCCGGCAGAAACAUCAAGAGUUCUCUAAAGUGAGGGUUAUGGUAUGCCAUGAGGGCAGUCAGGGGCGGACUGGCCAGGGAGCUCGGCGAAGGACAAUUCUUGAUCGAGAGUCCGAGGAUGAGGUAGGUGGAGAUUGA
Mytilinidion resinicola is the source of this 900-nucleotide messenger RNA. RefSeq lists its product as uncharacterized. The record is from RefSeq and is a predicted model, not a curated record. Bases 1 to 900 code for a protein of 299 amino acids. The transcript has a single exon. Lineage: Eukaryota; Fungi; Ascomycota; Dothideomycetes; Mytilinidiales; Mytilinidiaceae.